CAGCGAUGGCUUCCCUGGGACAGAUCAUCUUCUGGAGCAUUAUUAGUAUCAUCAUUAUUCUGGCUGGAGCAAUUGCACUCAUCAUUGGCUUUGGUAUUUCAGGGAGACACUCCAUCACAGUCACAACUCUAACCUCGGCUGGGAACAUCGGAGAGGAUGGAAUCCUGAGCUGCACCUUUGAACCUGACAUCAGACUUUCUGAUAUUGUGAUACAGUGGCUGAAGGAAGGUGUUACAGGCGUGGUCCAUGAGUUCAAAGAUGGUAAAGAUGAUCUUUCAGAACAGGAUGAAGUAUUCCGAGGCCGAACAGCAGUUUUCACAGAUCAAGUGAUAGUUGGCAAUGCCUCUUUGAGGUUGAGAAAUGUGCAACUGGCAGAUGCUGGCACCUAUAAGUGUUACAUCAUCACUUCUAAAGGAAAGGGGAAUGCUAACCUUGAGUAUAAAACUGGAGCUUUCAGCAUACCAGAGGUAAAUGUGGACUAUAAUGCCAGUUCAGAGAGCUUGCGAUGUGAGGCUCCUCGAUGGUUCCCCCAGCCCACUGUGGUCUGGGCAUCCCAAGUGGACCAGGGAGCCAACUUCUCGAAAGUUUCCAAUACUAGCUUUGAGCUGAACUCAGAGAAUGUGACCAUGAAGGUAGUUUCUGUGCUCUACAAUGUCACCAUCAACAACACCUACUCCUGUAUGAUUGAAAAUGACAUUGCCAAAGCUACAGGGGAUAUCAAAGUUACAGACUCUGAGAUCAAAAGGCGGAGUCACCUGCAGCUGCUGAACUCAAAGGCUUCCCUGUGUGUCUCCUCAUCCUUCGCCAUCAGCAUGAUACUCCUGCCCCUCUCCUGUUACCUGAUGCUGACAUAACAUGUCCCAGCCAUACAAAAGUACGCAAAGUCCCUGGUGCCACAGGAAUCUACGGAGCUAUUUUACCAGAAGAGAUGACCUACUUUUAUAUUUCUUGGGGGGGGGGAGAGGAAUGCAUUCAUAUCUAGAAGCCUGGAGUGAACAAACAA
Ochotona curzoniae (black-lipped pika) is the source of this 1003-nucleotide messenger RNA. It is a transcript of the gene VTCN1, whose product is annotated as V-set domain containing T cell activation inhibitor 1. The coding region runs from base 6 to 854 and encodes 282 amino acids. The record is from RefSeq and is a predicted model, not a curated record. Lineage: Eukaryota; Metazoa; Chordata; Mammalia; Lagomorpha; Ochotonidae. The transcript is spliced from 6 exons.